AGUUUAGCUAGAGACAUCGUCGUGUAACGAACAGAAGCUCUGCGAGCAACUGCAACUCAGCGGCGAAUCGACGGCAGAUUUCAGUGCGCAAAAAGAAAAAAUAGAAUUUAUAACAAAAAGAAAAAACCACAAAAAAAAAACAUAAGACAGUACAUAAGUAAAAUUCCAAAUAAGUGUUUUUCGACAUAUACCCAAUUUACAUAAACAAACACGCACACAUACACAACUACACGAAUACACACACACACACACACACAUACACUCAAACACACAGAGACAUAUGCGGCAUAUGGCAUAAGGACCGACCAGAAGUUUGUGUAUCUGUGUGAGCUCGAUUUGGCAUCCUGAUGGAAUUCCAAUUUUUGUGGCAGUAUAGUUUUCCCCCCAACUGACUGCAGUGCAUUCGUGCAACAAUAAAUGCCAAGUAAAAAAUAAACAACACCUAAUAAGAAUAAUAAUAGAAAUUCAUACAAACCAAAAUACAUAAAAAGUGAUAUGUAGUUCGAAGAUAAAUCCAACAGUUCCAACAAUCUUGUAUGCAACGCACAAAGCCCAAGUUCAAACAAUAGAGUGGGGAGCAGACCAAAGGAGAAGCAGCAGCAGCAGCAGCGCAACAAAAGUGCAACAGCUGCACAAACAACAAGCUGCAAUAAAAGCACCAAAAGUCAAGGCAAACCCAGACAGACAAACGCCCAGCGAGAGGCAGAGAGAGAGAGAGACAGAGGAGAGAGACAGAAAGAGAGAGAGAGAGAGAGAGAGUGGAACAGAGGCAGCUAGUUGGAAGCAUGUGUAGUGCAGAGUCCACACGGCAGCUUAAAGUGGCAACAACAACAACAACAACAAUAACAGCAGCAGUAGCAGCGGCAACAAAUACAACCGGAUAAUAAGCAUAAAGGGGCAACAACCAUUGCAACAAGAACUUGCAACGAGUGCGCCAACAACGGGGGGAGGCCGGAGCCCUAGCCAAACAAAAAACAGAACAAAGGCAAAAGCAAUAAAAGCGCACAAAACCCAAUUCCAAUUCUGAAAACCAAAAUAAAGUCACAAAUCUAGCAACAGCAGCAACAACUGCAACAUCGGCAGCGUGGUGACGUCACAGCAUAGCACAGCACAGCACAGCACAGCAGUUGCAGAGCAAAGCACGCCGCAGCUAACUAACUAGGACACUCGGGCCAAAUCUCGUUAGUCGUCCGCAUUCACAUUCGCAGCCGUAACUGUAACCGUAGCCGUAACCGUAUCCGGAAUCGCAUUUGGUAUUUGGCAGAGAAUCGCAACCGCGAGAUGGUCUCCCGGCUUAGUCUGCAGUCGCUGCUUGCCGCACUUUUUGUGCUGUCGAUGCAUUUGUGUUGCGUCUGCGGCGUCAUCGAUCGACUGGUGGUACAGACAUCCUCCGGCCCGGUGCGGGGCCGUUCCGUGACGGUGCAGGGCCGUGAGGUGCACGUGUAUACGGGCAUACCGUACGCCAAGCCGCCCGUCGAAGAUUUACGCUUCCGCAAGCCGGUGCCGGCGGAACCCUGGCAUGGCGUUCUAGAUGCCACACGACUCUCGGCCACCUGCGUCCAGGAACGCUAUGAAUACUUUCCGGGCUUCUCCGGUGAAGAGAUCUGGAAUCCCAAUACCAAUGUAUCCGAGGACUGUCUGUAUAUAAAUAUUUGGGCGCCGGCCAAGGCGCGUCUGCGUCAUGGACGAGGCACCAAUGGAGCUGAGCACGCGGGCAACAAGCAGACUGACACGGAUCAUCUUAUACACAAUGGCAAUCCGCAGAACACGACCAAUGGACUGCCCGUGCUGAUAUGGGUCUAUGGCGGUGGCUUCAUGACGGGCUCGGCCACUCUGGAGAUCUACAAUGCGGAUAUUAUGGCCGCUGUGGGCAAUGUGAUCGUUGCCUCCUUUCAGUAUCGUGUGGGCGCAUUUGGUUUUCUGCACUUGGCGCCGGAAAUGCCGGCGGAGUUUGCCGAGGAGGCUCCGGGCAAUGUGGGACUGUGGGAUCAGGCAUUGGCCAUACGCUGGAUUAAGGAUAAUGCCCAUGCCUUUGGCGGUAAUCCGGAGUGGCUGACGCUCUUUGGCGAAUCGGCCGGUUCGAGUUCGGUAAAUGCACAGCUCAUGUCGCCAGUCACAAAGGGUGUGGUCAAGCGUGGCAUGAUGCAGUCGGGCACCAUGAAUGCUCCGUGGAGUCACAUGACAUCCGCCAAGGCGGUGGAAAUCGGCAAAUCCCUGAUCAAUGACUGCAACUGCAAUGCAUCUAUGCUGAAGACCAAUCCCUCGCAUGUGAUGAGCUGCAUGCGAUCCGUUGAUGCCAAGACCAUAUCGGUGCAGCAGUGGAACUCUUACUCGGGCAUACUCAGUUUCCCAUCAGCGCCGACCAUUGAUGGCGCCUUCUUGCCAGCUGAUCCCAUGACACUGAUGAAGACGGCCGAUCUAAAGGAUUAUGAUAUACUCAUGGGCAAUGUCAGAGAUGAGGGCACCUAUUUUUUGCUGUACGAUUUCAUUGAUUAUUUUGAUAAGGAUGAUGCCACAGCGCUGCCACGUGACAAGUAUCUGGAGAUUAUGAACAACAUAUUUGGCAAGGCAACGCAGGCGGAACGCGAGGCCAUCAUAUUCCAGUACACCAGCUGGGAGGGUAACCCGGGCUAUCAGAAUCAACAGCAAAUUGGACGCGCGGUGGGCGAUCAUUUCUUCACCUGCCCCACCAACGAGUAUGCACAGGCGCUGGCCGAGCGAGGCGCCUCCGUGCAUUACUAUUACUUUACACACCGACCCAGCACAUCGCAGUGGGGCGAGUGGAUGGGCGUGCUGCACGGCGAUGAGAUUGAGUACUUCUUUGGCCAGCCGCUGAACACAUCUCUGCAAUAUCGACCUGUGGAGCGUGAGCUGGGCAAGCGUAUGCUCAAUUCCGUUAUUGAGUUUGCCAAGACGGGCAAUCCCGCACAAGAUGGCGAGGAAUGGCCAAACUUUUCGAAGGAGGAUCCCGUGUAUUAUAUUUUCAGCACGGACGAUAAGAUUGAGAAGCUGGCACGUGGUCCAUUGGCAGCGCGUUGCUCCUUCUGGAACGAUUAUUUGCCUAAAGUCAGAAGUUGGGCAGGUUCAGGCUGCACCGGGGAUUCGGGCAGUGCUUCCAUAUCUCCGCGACUGCAGCUUCUGGGAUUGGGACUGGUGCUCUACACAUGUGUCGCACUAAGGAUCAAGGGAGUUUUCUAAAAGAAAAUGUCUGGCAGUGUAAGCACAACAUACACCCACACCCACUCACACACCCACACACACACAACGUAUAAGUAAAACACACACAAAGAAAUCGUAUAUGAUAUUUAGUAUGUGAAAGUGAAAUUGUCUAAACAAAAAAAAAAACAAAAAACGAAAAAAAAAUCAAAAAAUGUUGAGAAGAGAUGUAUGUAAAGAGAGAUUUAGCAAAGUUGAAUUGCGGCAGCUAAUUGGAGUUUUAGAUUUUGUGCCAUGCUUUGUUUGUAACUUGGCCACAGCUGAACAUUUGUAAAUGAAUUUAGAGUUGCAUGCACUGCUCCGCACUGCAACACAGGCAACACAAUAAUGCAUUGUAGUAGUUGUUAGGUUAAACCUUUACUUGCAACAAGCAAGCAGGACGAACUUUAGCACGCGGCUUGCCCCCCUCCCCUUAAACACAUAUCAAGAGUGCUGACUCUGCUGCCACAUUGCUGGUGGCAGCUCACACUUCGAAGAUCCCAGAGUACCCCAGAGUACUUGUUUUAUUUACAAAGAUACACAUAUACACACACACACACACACACAUAGACCACAACAACAACAGAGAUACAUUUUUGUCGCACGCCGCAAAUUGCUUAAUUUGUAUAAAGACAAAAAAAAAAACAAAUCGUUGGCUAAAAAAGAACACAGGCCCAAUAUUAAAUAUUUAAUAACGAAAUCAAUCAACAGAGAAAACGAUUUUGAUAAAAUUGAAUGUUUGUCAUGCCAGCAUGAAAAUUGGAAAAAAAAAACAAAAAACUCGCUCAGACGACAAAUAGUAUUUUGCCAGCUGGCAUGGGUCCAAGUCUGUGCCCAGGCCUAUAUGCCCUCAACUCCAGUAUUUUUUUUAGAAUAUGGAGCAUCAAGUUUUUUAAUUUUGAAAAGUUAAAAUGAAAAAGCCCCGAUGAAACUUGGUCAGAUGAUUGCAUUGGUUUCACAUUUAUGUUGGGAUGAAUAUUCAAUAUUUGGAAGUUAUUCAGAAUUUUUCCGUUUGAUUUUGCUUUUGGGCGCACCAAAUAAAAUGUUCUUAUGACAAA
Drosophila grimshawi is the source of this 4253-nucleotide messenger RNA. RefSeq names its product acetylcholinesterase. The transcript is spliced from 10 exons. Bases 1282 to 3198 code for a protein of 638 amino acids. The record is from RefSeq and is a predicted model, not a curated record. Gene Ontology annotation, biological process: choline metabolic process; acetylcholine catabolic process in synaptic cleft. Lineage: Eukaryota; Metazoa; Arthropoda; Insecta; Diptera; Drosophilidae. Gene Ontology annotation, cellular component: plasma membrane. Gene Ontology annotation, molecular function: acetylcholinesterase activity.